Molecule: messenger RNA, 1824 nt
Organism: Cotesia glomerata
Lineage: Eukaryota; Metazoa; Arthropoda; Insecta; Hymenoptera; Braconidae
Exons: 3
Coding region: 45-1790 (581 amino acids)
Source: RefSeq, a predicted model, not a curated record
AAAACAAGUAUUUGGCUGAUAGUCAGUAGUCAGUUGUGAGUCUCAUGUUCGACAAGAUGGAGGCACGCGUAGAAAAUGAAAGCGAUUCAACCUCAAUUGAAAAAAGAGCAUCGCGUGAUUUCCGACGUUUUUCAUUAGCGAGUAACAAAAGUAAUAUCAACGAUAGUUUCUUAUUCAACGGACUAAAAAAUGGUGAAGUAAACGUGGACACCACGGCACUGAUUUGCUUGCUACAGUCGGUGGGAUUCCAGCUGAAAAAAUUUGAUAAAUUUUCCAGUGUUAAUGAGCUGAAGAAAAGCAAUUCUAAUAAUGAGCUUGUGCGUGUUACAAUUGAGUGCGAGGCCUCGGGAAUGCGAGCGGAUUUGGAGUACAGAAACCCUCAGUGCACGUGUCCGAAGGAAGACACUAAAGCGUCCUUGUGGAACGUUAGUGGGAGCGGUACAUUUCUUACUGGAAGUUCCUCGAGCAUCAACAACUUGGUCGCGGAUGAAAAAUUCAUCGAGUCGGGAAGUAAUUUGCUGCCUUCGCUAGACAAACAGACGAUUUCGCAGCUCGGAGAUUCAAUGGCCCACUUGAUAUUACGGGUUAACAAUCACGGAAAGCACGCUCGACAAGAUGGCGAGCUUCAGGAAGAUGGCGGUCAGGCUGCAGAGACAUCUUUCGGGCUUAAGAGUAACUCCGAUAGCAGUUUCCAGGAUUUGUCCUGGUCUACUUCUGUAACACGCUGUCAUACUCAGUCGGAGUUUUGCAUCAGGGAUGAAGUAAAAGACAGAAGAUUUUCCCUGAACCCAAGUCUGCCGAAAAUUGUAAAAACUCGACUGUCGGAGGAGAAAACUGCCUCAGGGCUAAUGAGGCAGUCAACUUUCGAGUUCAAGGAUGCAAUUGGAGAGCCAAGGAAGUCGCCACCGAAGAUUUCGAGCUCGCCGGUUACUGUUUGUUCUUCUUUGGGCCAGGUUUCUUUGUCAAGCGACGAAGAAGGUGUUGAAAAUUUCAAGAUCAGUACUCUACUUGGUAAAGCUAGUUUCUACUUGGAAAGGGCCCACAAAUUGUACUCCAUUAAGUAUAUUAAUGAUGAGUGCUCGUCGAUUGACUUCAGCAAUGCGCCGGGAGACGAUGUAUUUUUGAAGGCACGCAAUUUGUCACGAAGCUCAUCAAUAUCAAGUAGACGCUCAAGCCCAGUAACAGUUCGCAAGAAGAACCAAUCCGAUAACAAGAGCCCUUCUGUUGCAAAAACUUUGAUGAAGCCACAAAUCCGUCGCAGCCUCAGCACUUGUUCAGCAGCCUCACAGCAGAGUUCAAUAUAUUCUUCCUCACGAAAGCCAACAACGAUAUCGUCCGCCUUUACAGGAGUAUCUCCAAGAACGUUGAGUUACAUAAAUCAAAAUGCAACUCCGAAGCUACCUCCAAGAACACUCAGCACAGGAACACCCUCGUCGACUCAAAAGCUAGCUCUGGAUUUUGCUAAAAAGAAGACGAUACAGGCAACUUCUAGUAAGUUGGCUGCUCCAGGUACUAGGGCUCCGCCCAAGCCACCGACGUCUGGAGCUAGAAUAGUUGUUCCUGUAAGAAGUAGAAUAUCUCAUCUUGCUAAUCAAUCAGCUUCUGCUUCGACUUCUGCUGGGGCAAAUGAAGAGAAGAAAACACAUCUUCCUUCUUAUUCUCAAGGUCUGAGGAAAAGAAACUCGGUGAGUAUUAUUGAAAGCGAUUUAAAGAAUAAUAAUCCCUCUCCUGUCAAAGAUGGCGGCAAAAAGAGUUUUGGUUACUCGGCAACUUUUGGGCUGAAGAAAUAAAAAUUUUUUGCUAUUUCUUUCUAAUAAUUAACUA